Messenger RNA from Xenia sp. Carnegie-2017, 8102 nucleotides. RefSeq lists its product as uncharacterized. The transcript has 47 exons. The coding region runs from base 358 to 8031 and encodes 2557 amino acids. NCBI's taxonomy places the organism in Eukaryota, Metazoa, Cnidaria, Anthozoa, Malacalcyonacea, Xeniidae. The record is from RefSeq and is a predicted model, not a curated record. Gene Ontology annotation, molecular function: carbohydrate binding; signaling receptor activity.
GAGUAGGUGGCUCAUUUAAUCCCGAAUGCUGAAGUUGUGUAGCAUGUGAUCGUGUUUGAUUUGCAUUUUUGACUUUUGCAUUAACUUCAACAUUAAUUUUACGGUUGAUACGAUCCUUGUCCAAUCCGGUCGUUAUAAUUAUGAUAUUACUACUUGGUUACGCUUCUUAAGCAUUGCACGAGGUUUCGACAAAAUAUUACAAACGUCUAGAAUCUAGAUAAUAUGAUAACAAUUCCUUUGAUAUAGAUAGAUGUAAAUUGAAUUUUCAACAGUUUGGUGGUGAGAAAAGUACUGUGUCUUCAACAUCACAACUCUACGAUUUCACAUUAGCUGUGUUGUAUUUGGCUCAUCAACGCAAUGGCAGUGUAUUGGUUGGUUCUAUUCAUGGCUGUGCCGAUAAAUUUGGUGAAAGGAUUAUCUCCAACUACCGCAAUAGGUGGAAUUAAUCCUGUAGGUGGAGAUAAUCCAAAAAGACUGGAUCAGCCUUAUUGGUUUGACGACGAAAAUACUUCCUAUGCUAUAUUACGUCAUUCACGUGUUAUUCCAUCAAGUUCUUGGGAAGAUGCACGUGCUUACUGUGUAAAAAUGGGUGGUGAUCUGCUUUCGAUCAACUCGCAAGCUGAAAACACUUUAAUUGCAAAUAAGAUUGCUUCCUACCACACGGAUAUCUUUUGGUUUGGAUUAAAACGAAACAACCGGAAGUGGAUCUGGGUGGAUGGAAACAAUGCGGAUUUUACCAAAUGGGCCUGGGGUGAGCCGAAUAAUUACCUCAACAGUGAAGAUUGUGGUGAAAUAUAUAGCCGAACAGGAAACUGGAAUGACAAUAACUGCCAAGAUCGAAGAUCAUUUAUAUGUGAAGGGGAAAGAGGUAAAAUGGUACUUCCGACUCUCCCAACCAUUCCGACACAGGUUUACGCGACAACUAACAUUACUUGUAAAAGGGGAUGGAAAGCUUUUGGUAGUUCUUGCUACAAGUUUAUAAAAACUUCAAGAUCGUGGUCCGGGGCAAAGGAGGGCUGUGUUAAUUUGGGUGGACAUUUGUUGAUAAUUGAUGAUAAAGAGGAACAAGAUUAUUUCUACAGUGAACUUAGGAGCAAGGCUUAUUCACGUUUCUGGAUUGGACUUAAUAAGCUUGGCAGGGAUGGGCUCUGGAAAUGGACUUUUACUAAUGCACCUCCAAAUUAUACUAACUGGAAUGUCGGAGAGCCUAAUGGUGGUAGAAGAGAAAGGUGUACCGAAAUGUAUGGUGGUAUGCUUUCUGCUUUUUGGAAUGAUGAAGCAUGCUACGUAACCAAACAAUAUAUUUGUGAAAAGGAAGGAGAUAAGAAAGGUUGUCCUGACGAUUGGUACCCGUACGAAGAUAAUUGUUAUCAAUUCAACUUGCUCGAGUCACAAUUAAAGAAUUGGUCUGACGCACAACAUGCUUGUGAAUCAAUCGGCGACUUUUCAUCCCUUGCAAGUAUUCAUAGCGAGAGUGAACAAGCUUUUCUUACUGCAAAAGUCAAUUUGAUUGCCCAAUCGGAAGUAUGGAUUGGUUUAAAUGAUCGACAGUCAGAGAAUCUUUACAAAUGGACGGACAAUACAAAAUUUGAUUAUGAAAAUUGGUUUGCAAACACAUCCGGGAACAAACCAUGGAAGGAUUGUACUUUGAUGAUGGGAAUGAGAUCCGAUGGAGCGUGGACAAAAGAAAUGUGUUCAGAAAAACGACGAUUCAUCUGCAAACGCGCAAUAGCAAUUUUUGACUGCGAUGAACCUCUGGGAAUGGAAAACGGUCUAAUUAGUGAUGAGCAAAUUACAGCAAAGAAUUUUAAAAGUCUGUCGGAAGGACCAACCAUGGCGCGACUCCGCAAUCAAAAUGAAUGGUGUCCUAAAAUUCAGGGAGACUAUCUCCAAAUUGAUCUUGGCUCCAAUUACAAAAUUACAAAGAUUGCUGUACAAGGCCUUGCCACGUCAUAUUGCAUUAAAUACGGUUACAAUGGAAAAUCAUUCAAGAAAUAUGGAAAAUUAAAUUCUAUGUGCAAGGGAUUGCGAAGUGUGCCAUCAAAUCAGCCACAUUUCCUUCGGGAGUUACAACCUUUUGUUGCUAGAUACAUUCGAGUUACUCCAACACAAGGAAAAAAGAAAUGUGUUCGUCUUGAAGUAUACGGUUGUCUAAGCGAGAGCACUAUUGACGAAACGCACAAAGAUGCAAUCUGGUCAAAGAUCCCAUCAUCUGAUUACCAAUAUCAAAUCAAUAACAUUCUUCUUUCAUGGGAAGAGGCACGAUCGCACUGCUUGGAACAAAAUGCUGACUUGCUCAGUUUAAGUGAUUCGAAAGUUAUUCAGCACAUGAACACACAAUUGACUCGCCUGAGUGUAUAUAGCUGGUGGAUUGGAAUGUCAAAUCGUGAUGGUACCUUUCUGUGGACUGAUGGAAGUCCUGUAAAUUAUAUCAAUUGGCAUGGUUUAAUAAUUGGUAAUGCAAAGUGUGCUGUGGUUCGAAGAAUAGAUAAAAGGAUGCAAUUGAUGUCAUGUAGUAACCGGUAUAACUUUGUGUGCAUGAGGAAAGAUCCAAGCUCUUUAACAAAUGAUCUCAUUGCGGACCCCAAUCGUCAAGUGAUUGAUAAAGGUGUCACUGGUGUUUGGAAGAGUAGUGCGAGUCUAUUCUGGCCUUUGUCAAAUGUUGAUGAUCGAAAGAUAUCAGGAACUGUUGAUGGCGCCGUUUACGGAGACGUCCUUGUAAUAUCUGGGGUAAAGAACAAAACUGAGUCAGCUUUAUUAUUCACAAAGUCAGGCAUGUACAUUGAUGUUAAGUUAAAGGAAACAGACUGUCUGAUUUUGCCUGAUAUUUGUCCGUCAAAAGAGUUUACCUUAUCAUUUAUGGCGUCCUUCGAUAUCACUGCUGCUACCUGGAGCAAAGUUUUUAUUCUUGACACUUUGGAAAAAAAUGAAGAGGAGUCGACUGGGGUUUCUGUGUAUGUAGAUCAAAAAAAACUUUGGUUUGUUGUUUCUUACGUGCAUAUGUUUUGGAAAAUUGAUGUACCCAUAAAUGGUGAUAGCGUUUGGAGACAUUAUGUUGUCGUAUGUGAUAUCAAGAAGAUUACUCUCUAUGUGAAUGGAGAAAGUGUAAAUGAAAGAAGUUACCGAUAUAAUUCUCGGAAGAUUGUGAUUUCCAAUAAAAGAAAAACGAGUUUAUAUAUUGGUUUAACAGCUAAGUCAAAAGUAACCAGAGGUGAUCUUGGUCUUUCUAUGCUUGCAUUCUGGGAAGGGGCUUUGUCGCUUACAGAUAUACAAGGCAUUUAUAAUACAGAAUUUAGUUGGUGCCCUAUUGGCUGGAAACCGUUUGGGAUGUCAUGUUAUCAGUUCAAUGGAUAUCGCUCCACUUGGAUAAAUACGCGUGCAAGAUGUCAACGAUAUGGGGGAGAUUUGAUAGUUAUCAAUACACCUGUGAAACAAGCGAUGGUUACAAGAAGAAUACGAUAUGAAUCAUGGAUCGGACUUAAUGAAGCAAGUAGUCCAACACGAACAUUUCCAUCACGAUUUGAUAUUUGGGGUAGUAGAGGAUAUAGGAGUUAUAGGAGAUAUAGGAGAUUUGGGGGAUAUUGGAGAAGAAGGUCGUAUUCUUGGAGAUCGCCACGACGUGCGCUUACUUUUAUUUGGGCAAGUGGUUCACCAAAUCGCUUCACAAACUGGCAGUCACACCGUGUCUUUUAUACUGGUUCCAAGACUUGUGCUAGUGUUAAUGGUGGAGGAGUAAUUGGUGCAUGGCGACAGAAAUAUUGCACUUCUUAUUUAUCGUCAUUAUGUGAAAAGGAAAAAGUUGAAUCAAAACGCGAUGUUAACGAUACAGAUGCUACGGGUCGCUUCUUCACAAGAAUUUGCCAAUUUUCAACGAAAGUGAUUAGUUGUUCAAGCGGCACAGUUAUAAAAAUUCACAGUGGUUUCUGGGGAAGGAAGAAUCGAGAUGUAUGCCGACGUAUAAGUAUUAUUGAUUGCGGUUUAAAUACGGUGUCACGUGUUACUCAUAAAUUGAUGGCAGAAUGCGAAGGAUUGUCUGAGUGCAAAUUACAAGCUUCUGAUGAUCCUAAGCACUUCGGAAAUCUUUGCUCUGGAGUUUACAAGUAUUUGGAAGUUAUUUAUUCUUGCGUUAAGGAAGAAAAUUAUCAGACUAACCCUUGUGAGAUUGGGUGGAUCCGCUCCAAACAUAAAGAUGUAGGCUGCUAUCGCUUGAUGGAAUCAAAAAAAUCUUGGUCUGAGGCUGAAAAAACCUGCGAGAAGUAUGGGGCGAAACUUCUAAGUAUUCGUGAUAGAUCUGAGCAAGUGCUUGCGACAUAUUUGAUGGAGAAUGCUUGGAAUACUGAUGUCUGGAUUGGUUUAUCUGAUGCAAAAACACCAUGUAAAUAUACUUGGUCCGAUGGUGCAUCGGUAAGCUGGACUAACUGGGCUGUAGGAUACCCACGUGGUGUUUGGUCUGGUGAGCAUUGUGUCUUUAUGAAUCUAAAAGGCGCUACACAAGAUAUGAUGUAUUGGAGAGUUGGAAAUUGCAGUCAAGAAAAAUUGUUUAUGUGCAAGAAAAUAAUUUAUAAAUCACCAAACACGAUUACCUCCAACACAAAAGAUGGUGGUUGUUCUUCCGGAUUUACUUUAUUCAGGGGCAAAUGCUACAAAUUGUUUAACGAUGCGGCAACGUGGAGUAGUGCUGAAUCUUUCUGCAAAUCAUGGAGAUGGCGGUAUCGUGGUCAUUUAGUUAGCAUAACAGACAAAGAAGAAAAUGAUUUUGUCAGUACUUUGGCGAAUGUUUCCAUAUGGAUCGGAUUAGAAGGAAGAGGAAUUUUUAGAGGUCACGUGUGGUCAGAUGGUACUCCAGUAAGCUAUACUAACUGGGAUAAAGGACAGCCAGAUAGCUUCAAUGGUCAAGAAGCAUGCACUCAGCUCAAUUCAGACAUUCGUUAUUGGUCUGAUGUCAACUGCUAUUUUAAAAAGCCAUUUGUUUGCAAAGUUGACCAGGGGUACGGACAAACAACUACAGUAUCACCGACAUGGUAUGGACAGUCAACUACGGUAUCACUGACAUCACAAUCCCCUCGCUGUAAAAAAGGUUGGACACUAUUCAACGAUAGGUGUUAUUUGAUUGGUCCUUCAGUAAACGACAGCGCAUACACAACGUGGCAUGAGGCUGACACUAUUUGCAAGAGCAUGGGAGCACAUCUUACAAGCGUCCAGAGUCUGGAAGAAUCAGAAUUUCUUGUAAAGCUUGCGAGGCUCAAAGCCAAUUCUGUAUUUUCACUUUGGAUUGGCUUGCAUGAUUUGGAUGGUGAAAGCCUCUACGUUUGGACAGAUGGCUCGGGAUACGGCAAGUUUGUGUACUGGAGUAAUGGUGAACCAAAUGAUAUGUAUGGUCAAGAAGAUUGUAUUGCUAUGGUGAAAUCAAGUGGAAAGUGGAACGACAAUCACUGCUCUAAUAGAAAAAAGUUUGUUUGCAAAUCAAGGACAGAGGAUGCUCCAAAGAUAUCUAUCCUUAAACCUGCGAGCAAGAUAUCUGAUUAUGGGUAUUGUUCUGAAGGCUGGAUUCAUAAUGGAAAAUACUGUUAUCAGUUUCAUACUGAUAAAACUGAUUAUAAAGCAUGGCGUGAUGCAAAAAGAGCUUGUGAGCAAGGAAAGAACUCUAGCACUUAUGGAGAAUUAGCCAGCAUCAAUACAGAACUUGAACUGGCCUUUAUCACAAUGAAUUUAAAGGGAGCUACUACGUCCUUAUGGAUUGGUAUGAAUAACUUUCACGUCAGAAACAGUUUUUACUGGACAGACAAUUCUCCGGUGAAUAUAUAUAAUUGGAAUGAAGGGGAACCAGCAAUGAUUUCUAGAUAUCAUAAGUGCGUAGAUAUAUCACCUUUUCCAAGAAACGCUGGAAAGUGGAGCUCAAGAUCAUGUUAUUUAAGUCUAGGAUAUAUUUGCAAAACAGCUGCAAAGGGUGCUCCUACACAUCCAUUUUCACCACCACCUAUUAAUCCAAGCACAACAGACUUACCAAGCUUGCAAUGUCCUCGGGUGUUUAUAAAAUAUGGCGAGUCCUGCUAUAAGGUUGAGAACAAUACUAAAACAUUUGAUGAAUCACUCGAUGCUUGUCGAAAGCUUGAUAAAAGAGCUGAGCUUAUCAGCGUCAACUCAGGAUUUGAACAAGCUUUACUUGUCGUUCUGAUGGAAAGAACACUUGGUUCUGUUUGGACUGGUUUAAAUAAAAAUCCUUGGUCUUCAUUUAAGUUCACAGAUUACUCUAUUCCAGAAUACCUCUACUGGGAAAGAGGCCAACCAGAUAGUCAAUUAGAUGAACGUGCUUGUGUAAAAGCUGUUGUAUCAGGAACUCGUGUUGGCCGUUGGGAUGAUGUAAAUUGUACCCAGAAAAAUUUUUAUGUGUGUGAGAUAUAUAAUGGUGAACCAAGGAUAACUUUAGAAGAGGAAGGUUUGUGUGAGCCUGGAUGGCUAAAAUAUCGAAAGGAUUGCUAUAAGCAUUUUCAAGUACGCGUGAGAUGGUUACAUGCAAGAUCUACAUGUCGUAAAAACGGAGGUGAUUUGCUUAGCAUAACCAACUCUGACGAACAAGACUUCAUUUUACACAACGUUAAAAGAAUGGAUACGUGGAUAGGUUUAAAUGAUCACAAUAUCGAAAGAGGAUUUCAGUGGAGUGAUGGAAGUCCUCUUACUUAUAUAAACUGGGAGAAAAAUAAACCAAGCUUUAAUCGUUUAGACCUAAAUUGUGUUGUCAUGAAAAGUUUAAAUGGUCGUUGGUCAGACAAACACUGUUAUUACUCGAGUUAUGCUUUUGUCUGCAAAAAGCCGCUCGCGUGUUCAUCAAAGAUAAAGUUGACGAGUGACAUAAUAACCGUUGCCGCCCAACCUAUCUCAGCUGAGUUAGACACAAAAGAGCUUAUCUUGUUGGAUGACAGUCCUCAGUCAUUGGCUUGGUGUCCAAACACCACCAUUGAUUCUAAACCUAGAAUUCAGGUUGAUUUCAAUGAUGUUUAUAAAAUCACGUCUAUAACAACACGUGGUAGAAAAUUUGGUUAUUUCAAUCAAUAUGUGAAAUCAUUCAUUGUUGAGUACACUUCAGAUGGAUAUCAUUGGUACAAAUAUAAACGAAUGGGAAUUGAAGAAACAAUUUUUGCCAACAAUAAUGGCUACAACUUGGUUACAAUAGCAUUUGAUCCACCUAUUAUGGCGUUGGCAAUAGCAGUGUUACCAGCUGCAACAAAAUAUUCACAAAUAUGUUUAAGGCUCUCGUUACGAGGCUGUGCUAGUGUAUGUCAAGCACCAUUGGGAAUGAAAAAUCGAAAGAUUCCGGAUAAUGCUAUCACAUCCUCCAGUGCUAAUUAUCCUGACGACAAUCCUGCUCAAAAUGCAAGGCCUAAAAGUAAUGGGUGGUGUGCUAAAAACAGCGACUUAAAUCAAUGGAUUCAAGUAGACUUGGGUCGAAUCAGUUUAGUGACCAAAAUAAUGACGUUUGGGGAUUUAAAGAAUAAUUUUGUUAAAGCUUACAAGAUUCAAUUUAGCGCCGAUGGUUUGAAGUGGAUCGACUAUAAACAAUACGGAGUAACAAGGAUAUUUCUUGGGAACUUUCAAGCGCGUUAUCCAAUGACACAUGUGUUGAGCGAAUCUUUACAAGCACGCUUGGUGCGAAUUAUACCACUUUCCUGGAACAAAAACAUUUGUAUGAGGUUCGAAUUGUUUGGGUGCGUUGCAGAUUGCGACCAGCCACUCAUUCAAAUCAAUGAGUACGCUCUUUCUGAUGUCAAGCUUACGUCAUCAGAUGAGAAAUCAAAUCCGAAUGAUGCACGUAUGAAUUCUGGUAAGGCAUGGUGCCCUAGUCAACAAUCUGGACAAUAUUUAGAGGUUGAUUUUGGUAAAAUGGUUCAAUUGUCACAAAUGGCAAUAAGAGGAAGUCCUGUGAAUUUUGGUGAAGCACGAUAUGUUGAGACAUACGUUUUAUGGUUUUGGAAAAAGAUAAAUGGUUUCAAUACGUUGUGGAUAAUGCUGUUAAGAUCAUUGUUGGUAACCUAAGAAACUCCACCACAGCAAGUAACUACUCUUUUAUUCGUGGAGAUAAUGGCGAAGGAGUCAGUGUGAGAAAA